AUUUGUAUUUGAAUAUAUAACUAUAAAUAAUUGAAACAUUUAAAAAGUUAUUUUAAUUUAUUUUUCAUCGGUGGUUUUGUCACAAAACUGUAAUGGGACCAACUAUCCUUGGAAGAACUCCCUAACAUACCAACCAAGCUCAUGUUCUCCAGACAUGCUGCCAUCCUCAUCUCCAUUAACCUGCUGUUCACCGGGGGCCAUUUGAGUUAUCAAACAUGAUGAAGACAGAACCUGCGUCAGCCACGACGGACAAUGGCGCCUCCACUGGGAACAGCGGGGGAAGCGGGAGUGCCAACAUGCGGAGCGCUUCGCCGCACCGAAACGCCUACGAGGCAGGUCUGGCGGCACUGAAGAAAGCCACUGAUCACCUUAACGGAGGCUACGACCCCACCUCAAAGCCGGCCCCCCUACCCAGGCCGAAUGGGAGGGGUCGUAGAUAUGGAUCAAACGUUCACCGCAUCAAGAAUAUGUUCAUGCAGAUGCAGUCACCGGGUGAUGAGGAGGAUGGUGCCAAAGUGAUUGGAAACGAUCAGGCAGUCAAACUGUCCCUUCCGAGGGCGUCAAGCCUCAACGAGAACGUCGACCACAGUGCCCUGCUCAAGCUAGGAGGCACAGUUUCAGAGAGGGUAAAUCGUUUCGACACCAAAACUGAUGGAGAAGCUGCCAGCUCCUCUGGCUUGUCGAAGCUCCAGGAAACCAGGAGGAUGUUUGAACAACGGACGUUACAGGAAAAACAAGCUGCUACCAACAGGAUUUUACUCAAGAAGGAGCGAGCUUCUGGUUUCCAGGACAGCCGCCUGGAUGUAGUGGCACGCUUUAACGGCUCGACCGAGGCUUUGGAUCGCUUGGAUGACCCCCCUAUUCCUGCUCCCGCUCCUGCCGCUGCAGCCGCGUUUGGGCCUGCUGAGGCCGUCAGCCCCACUGUGAGCCAGCUCAGUGCUGUAUUUGAGAAGGCUGAUCUACAAAACAAUCUCUACCUCCCCAACCGUCGGUCAAGGCCUGCCCCAGCACCAAAGCCAAAACUUCCAUCCAAAGCAGGGCCUGCUCGGAGCCAGAUGAAAGGGCCUCCUCCAAGUAAAGAGGACUUAGAGGAGGUCACAGCAGGAACUGUCAACAACCAGGCGACAGAGGCCGACGUGACGGAUUCACGCCCACAGUGUGACAUCGGCGGAGCGGUGGUCAGCGAGGAGGAAAGAUCUAGACAUUCAGGGGAUCAGCACUCUGAUGCCACUUUACCUACCUAUUCGGAGGCCAAAACAGAGUCAGAAUCCCAGCUUGGAUUGACAGAAGACAGGGGCUCUAGUACCGUGGCGGUGGCUGCAUCCUUUCAGGAGCCACAAACUGUGGAACAGGAUUGUUGCCGAGGCGAUAUUGAGGCGGGAGCCAGGUUGGUUCAAGCUGAUGUCCACGCUUCACUUGAAAAUGGAGAAAAAGAGCCACCAGCUUUGGAAGUUACUGAAGCUGACACUGAGAGAAAGCGUGAUGAAGAGGAGAACGACGAGGAUGGCUCGAGGAGGGAGGAUUACUCCGAGGGGGAUCUGGUGGAUGUGAGUGCAUACAGCGGCCUUGGUGAGGACGACUCUGAAGGGAGUCAACUGGACGAUGAUGAUGAGGAGGAGGAUGAUGAGGAAGACGAGGAAGCGUACCAGCCUGAAAGCAGCUGCACCGAAAUUGAGGGUCUUCCCGAAGAGGAGGAGCCCGCACCUCCCAAUAGAAAGAUUCGAUUCAGCACUGAGCCCAUCAAGGUAUUCACCACCUACUGUAACGAAGACUAUGAUCGACGUAACGAUGAUGUGGACCCCAUGGCAGCCUCGGCUGAGUAUGAGCUGGAGAAGAGAGUUGAGAAGCUGGAUCUAUUUCCUGUUGAGCUGGAGAAAGACAAUGACGGUCUGGGAAUCAGUAUCAUAGGGAUGGGCGCAGGAGCUGAUAUGGGUCUGGAGAAACUGGGCAUCUUCGUUAAGACGGUCACUGAGGGCGGAGCUGCUCAGCGAGAUGGCAGGAUCCAAGUAAACGAUCUGAUUGUUGAGGUCGAUGGCACCAGCCUGGUCGGUGUGACUCAGAGCUUCGCUGCCUCUGUCCUACGCAACACAUCAGGCACUGUCAAGUUUGUGAUUGGUCGGGAGAAGCCGGGUGAGCAGAGCGAAGUGGCUCAGCUGAUCCAGCAAACUCUGGAACAAGAGAGAUGGCAACGAGAAAUGAUGGAGCAGCGAUACAAGCAAUACAUGGACGAUGAGGAGGAGACAGGUGAAUAUGCGACAGAUGAGGAUGAGGAGAUGAGUCCAAUGUUUCCAAACUCCAUUGAGGUUUUCGAUCUGGCCGAGCACCAGGACUCCUUGUCUCCUGUAGAAUUGGACCCUGAGAAGUUGACCCACAAAUUCAAGGAGCUUCAAAUCAAACAUGCAGUAACCCAAGCCGAAAUCCAGCUGCUGAAGAGGAAGUUGGCUCAUGCAGAGCAGGAUAAAGUGCGUUGGCGAAUGGAGCGUGCUCAGCUGGAACAAAGCAUCCGGGACAGUAAAGAGAGGAUGGAGAAACUGGAAGGUUACUGGAUGGAGGCUCAGUCGCUGUGUAAGGCAGUGGAUGAACACUUGAAGGAAACCCAGGCUCAAUACCAAACCUUAGAGAGGAAGUACAGCAAAGCCAAGAGAAUGAUCAAAGAAUAUCAGCAAAAGGAGGUUGAGUACUUGAAGAAGGAGGCGGCUCAGCGCCAAGCAGAGGAAGACAGCCAGGUCUCACGCAAAGAGGAGGCAGAACACCUGCAGGAAAAGAUUACUGACCUGGAGACCCAAGUGGACGCUCUGAAGCCCCCCAAGCCCUCCUAGACCGCUUGCAGCGCCGCUUCCCCUCCAUGACGCGAGGACGCGGUGCUCUGCUUUCACACCGACGGACCGUAGUUCAGGCGAUCACUGACAGCGGGCAGCCCGAAGCAGACAGAACUUGACAAAGUGCAACGUAGAAGACGACAAGCAGAAUGUCGUACAGAGAAGAGCGAGAAACCCCCACCCCCCCACCCCCUGUGCAGGAAUCCCAGAAUGCACUUUGUGUGAAACCCACAAUCUUCCUUGUGUAUCCUCCCGGCGACUGUCUUGGCAAUCAACGAGGAAAAAACUGGAUUCAGCUUCCCUGUACUUGAUUUAACGAUGAUUUGUUUUGUUCUCCCUGUGGUAAAAAGUGUCCUACGGGGAGGAUGGAAAGAAGCAGGCUUGUCACUAAGUGCUUUCCAGAGUGACAGAGGAUGUGUCGCGGAGGAUUGUCGCCGUGCUACUUGUCGACUGCACAAGUUGUUGCUAAACUGCCUGCACUGGAACUAGACUGAAUAUGCACGGAGAACGAAAGCGAUGACGAGAAGUGCCCAGUUUGUCCCAAAUUCUGCCCUGUUAGCGACAUUGAAAAAAAAGAUAAAGACAAGCCCACCACCCUUCGUACAAAACUGAAUUUUCAGUCUAUUUCUCCAUAAACAAAGGAAAGAAUCUGCUCAUCUGCAUUUCGGCUAUGGCAGUCCUGUUUUUGUAAAUAUCGUCAAAGUGUUAACUUAAGCAAUGAUUUGUGGAGGGUACUAAAAUAAAAACCACACACACCCCUGGUGAGGUUUCUUGUGACGGAGGGUAAAUAAUCGCCUGAGUAAUGUAAUGGUUUCAAGUUUUUGGGCACCAUCUGAUACCAAUCAUUGAUACUAAAAAAAAGACAUUGAAUAAGUCCUCCUCACCAUUAGUUGGCGCUACACUGGAGUGGGUUGACAAUCGGCCAAUCAUUGUGUGCACCAGAAAAAAGAAUUACGUGUCAUUAAUUGUCCAUCAAAAUUACUAAAGGUAUUGGUACUCUAUCUCGGUGAAUACUCAAGAGCAAAUACUUGCACUGGUAAUGGUAUGAAAAAACAAACAAACAAACGAAAAACAUCCCCAGUUAGAUGAAGUGAAGAUUCUGAACACCAGUCCAGGGUGGACCCAAAGAAGAUCACCUUUGAACCGAAUGAUGACAAGCGCUAGAGAAAAAGUAUGAUGCAGUCUUAAUUUGAGGUCUGGAGUCCAUCCUUAAAUGUUUUACACUGUGCGGUGUUUGGGGUCCAAAAGUGUUCUCAGAUUUCCGAUGGACAACCGGCUUUUGCAAUCCUGAAUUCUGUCCCUAACGACCCCUCAAAUAUUUGGUACUCCCCACCACAUUCGUCAUAAUAUCCAUUUUACCACCUGUGACUUAAUCUGCCGUGGAUGACACAUUAAUUGGAGUCUUUCCUAAUUGGCUCCCCCCAACCUGGAAAAAGCAAUUAUUUAUUGUGACCUCACAAAAACCUGCAAUUCAUCAGGGGUGUGUCAACUUUGCAUGUAUCCACUGUAGGUCACGUUAGUUAUGAGGAAGGCAAGUGCAAAAACCUGACACCUUGCUGUAUUCAAUGAUCCAGUCAAGUUUUUCUUUUUUUUUUUUGGGCUCACUAUUCAACAGGCAAACAGGGUCUCAAUAUGUGCUUAUAGAGAUUCUGUUUAUGUAUUAAUGUUUUACAUUUUGUUUACAUAGACAUAUGUAGACCCCCUUGACUCGGAAUCACAAAGAUAGAAGGUCAGAGGUCGAGUACAAAGUCAUGGGGAGGGGCUAAUUCAUUUCAUUUUGGUAAGACUACUUCGGUAAAAUCGCCGUUAUUAUAUUCUGUAUAAAAUGAGAUUUUAAAAAAACAUAAAAAGGUCAAACUGAUUCGGUAAUCUUUAGGUAGCGCUCACGUUUUCAUAAAAUAUUCAAUAUUCAUUCAUUCAUUAAUUAUGGACAACAGAGAGGAAAAUGCCACCCAGUAGCUCAAUUUAGAUAUUCUCUUAAUAUUCGAUAAAAUUCAGUCAGUUGACAGUAUUUAAAUAUUUUACUCGACAAAACCUUUUUUUUUGCUGACUUCAAAUCAUUUCCAAUAAAAGUCAAGCAAAAAAAUUAUCAUAUUUAUUGGGCACGGUGUAAUGUGUCUUUUAAAUAAGAAACAUUUGAGUAAUGUGCCAAAUAAUGUGUAUUUGCAUUUUUAAAAAAAUGUAUGGGCAUUAAUGGGAAUAUGGAAAUUAAUGUCAACUGGAGAGUUGCACUAUUUGCAGAUUAUUAAAAAUGUUCAUUACAUGCAAUAUGUUUUUUUUACAUAACAGUUUUGUGUUUUGGUUAGCCAGUGACGUAACUUCAAACAAAUAUAUAAAGAUUAAGUUAUAAAAAUUAAUUUAGUAGAUUAAGGUCAAUGUAAGUGUCAAGUGUUAGAUACAGUAUUUCUAAAAUUCCCCAGAUACAUUUUUUUUCAUUGUAUUUUAUUGAACAGCUAUAAAAACAAAUCAACAUAAGAUUGGUUAUAAUAUAAAAGGAAAAAGAAAAAAAAUAUUUCUGUAAAUGUCCAAUGGGAGUAAAUAAAACUCGUUGGGUCCUACCUCUAAUUCUGAACUUUGGAAGUUCUUGUAAAUUAAUUGAAAUCACUCCUUUUACAAUGGACUUCUUUUGUCAUGUUUAAACAAAUGUUAGUUCUUGUUUUUUUUUUUUCAAUAAAAGGUAGAUUAUUUCAAUGCUGUGAAUUAGCCACUGAAUAGCGUAAACAGUGUUCAACUACAUUACAGUAGAAAGUAUGGGAAUGAGCUUUAGUUUAAACAGAAGUGUAGUGACAGUAUUACAGUAGUUUUAAAAAAAUCAUUAUCCAGACUAAAAAACAGAAUUUUUAAACAAACAAACACAUGUGUUAAUAAAUAGUUGACCAUUCUUAAAUGCUCUUUUUUUUUUCAAGAGAGAAUUUAAUCGUUGUUGGAGUUGACGGUAACAAUGUCAUGAAUCCAUCAUCAGGUGGCGCUGGAGCCUAACCGCGCCAAUUUUGGGACAGAGACAAACAAUUGCGUUCUUAAAUAUGAGUUUGUUUGGGUUUUUUUUAACAUUUUAGUACAAGUCGUCACACACUCCGGGUUUGAUUCACGGCAUGUUUGGCUUCAGUCGUGUGAUUUUGUUGCGGGAGCCCAUUCGGCGCGGUGACUUCCGAUUUGUUUUGAUCGCUCAGACUCCUCCAAACACGUUUUGAACGGUUGCAAGUUGAAGCCCCUGGGUGAAGUUUUCGUAGCACUUGGGAUUCUUGUUUCUGGAAUUUGGAUUAUUUUGUGCUACAACAACAGCAUUUUUUUAAGCCUCCAAUGUCGUGUUGUAGCGAAUUUUUCUUCCCCAGACAGCAGAUGGCCUCCUCGCGCAUCUUUUUUUUUUUUUUUUUGGUCAUUAUGUAUUUGUAAACCGUGUUUAAUUGAAGCGCACCUGGAACCUCUUGAUCAUACUGUGCACAGACAAAAAGAUUUCCUGUAUGGAUGCUGAGAUCUUGCACUGGCAACAUCGUUUAUCUGCUAACUGUAUCUGUUUUGGUGAAUUUGUACUGGGGGGAGGGGGGGGAGAGAAAAAAAAUUCUAUUGCUGCACUUGUGCUCCUUGACAUGAUUUUAGGUUCUCACUCUCUUUAGCCAGGUUUACAAUUAAUUUGCCUUGUUAGCUCCUUUUGCCUUUAAUGUCUUUGCAUAGCUUUAAUGUAUGGAAAACUAUUUGAGCAUUUUAUUCAAAAUCCUUGAUCUCUAGUACGCUCUGUCCUCAUUACUAAGACAAUUCACCGCGCUAAUAGAAUGACUCUCUUACUAAUGUUUUUCCACUACUACAUGACAUUUCUGCACACUAGUAAGAAAUCCUGGGCACAUUAGAACAACUAAAAAUUACUAGUGAGGCAAAACUGUGCAGUACUAACAAUACUAGUGAAGGACCAGUGAUUAACUAAGAGAAUUUUAUAAUUUCACCAAUAGUACUACUACUAGUAUAGUACCUUCAUUAGUAGGAUCAGGGCUGGAGCUAAAAGGGGGCACUUUUUUUUGUCCUGGACAGUAGGCCAGGUGCUUUGGGCACCACUUAAGAGGCUGUGUGAACAUGCCUGAUCUCAAGGAUGUUAACUAGAUGCUCCAACAGGUUUUCAAAAACUAUUUAAGCUUUUAUUUGAUGUCCUUGAAAGCCUGUUUAAGGUCCACAUUGUACAUUCAGUGCACUAGUGGAACAACUACAAAGCAUCUCUGUCAACUAGCCAAGUUCCCGGUCAUUGUACAACAACUUGGGCAUUUUACCGCACUAGGAGAACUAAAAUAUUGGGUAAAACCAAUAGCGGGCAUUUUCAUGCUAGUUAUAAGGUCCAGGAGGCUACUAGUGGAUGACAUACUAGUUGGAUCUGUAGUCAUAGUAAUGCAGCAUGGUGGUUUACUAGUAAAGUUUGUGUAGUAUGAGGCCAAAGGUGACAGUAGUAGUGGAAAAAAAUACUUUACUAGUCAUUUUAUAUAGUACCCUAUUGUCAUUCCACUAGUACGUUGAACUGUCUGACUAGUGUGGAUGAAUAAACUGCAUAUGAAGAAUAGUAAAUAAAUGCUCAAAUGGGUUCCAUACCAAACUUUCACAAGCAUCCCAAGUCUACCCAGUGUUCAUGAAAAGCAAAACAAGGUGUGUUUACAGUUCAAACAAAGGCUUCAAUUCCUUUUGAUUGUAGUCAGACCGAUGCCUUCCUCCAUUAACACCCAAAACAUGAAUGCAUCCAAUGUUUACCCACUUCAUAAAGUGGACCACAGUACAGUAUUUGAUUCACCGAAUGGGUAUGCAGGAGCAGGCAGAAUGUGUGAAGUGCCUUGCUUAAGGGUUAAGGAUGUACCGGACCUGGAACACCGUGGUCCAAAAGGUAUUUGGUUCAUAUUGUGUCUCAAUACUCAGGGUGGAAAUUAAACUGGAAAACUUGUCCUGGCAUCACUAUCGAGACUACUGACAUCUGCAGUUACACGGCUCCAAUAGAGCAGACUGAGGCAUUUGAGUGAAAGACAGGAAUUGUCAUUUACUUCUACUACAUUUACUAUCCCCAAAUGUUCUUUUUUUCAUCAUAAUCAUUCCUGUGCUUGGUUUGGAAUUAAGUCAUGGAUUUACGAGAUGUGCCAUGUAGUUUGCCGAACCAAUGGUAGUUCCAAGCUGGUGCCAAACAGUGGGAGUUGGGACAAUCUUGACCUCUCUGCCUGGGUCUGUUCUUCAGUGGAUGUCAACAAUGUUUGUCUGAAGCAACAACUGUUUUUCCGCAUUUCAAUAAACAUGUUGAACCACAACAACGUAAAUGUAGUGAACCCUCUGUUCUGUCCUCUUUAUAAAUGCGCGUGAACAAACAAAUGUUUAUAUUGUCUGUUUGUGAAUGAGCGGACUCCGUAUUUACAUUAUGGAUGGAGUUGGAGUAUAUAUUUAAUCUACGUGGAUUGACCCUUGCUUUUGGGAA
Messenger RNA from Syngnathoides biaculeatus (alligator pipefish), 8250 nucleotides. RefSeq names its product neurabin-2-like. Gene Ontology annotation, cellular component: dendrite; cytoplasm; actin cytoskeleton. The record is from RefSeq and is a predicted model, not a curated record. Gene Ontology annotation, molecular function: actin filament binding. NCBI's taxonomy places the organism in Eukaryota, Metazoa, Chordata, Actinopteri, Syngnathiformes, Syngnathidae. Gene Ontology annotation, biological process: calcium-mediated signaling; neuron projection development; actin filament organization. The transcript has 15 exons. The coding region runs from base 216 to 2819 and encodes 867 amino acids.